UCCUCCCCCCACCCGAGCUUGUGUUUACAGUGCGAUUUGGCGGGAGAGGAACUGAGACGCCGCUUUGCUUUCUUUUAUAGAGCGCGUGCUACUCCGAUAGCCGUGUGCGUCUAUGGCGGCGACUGCACCCGCGGCUCCCGCGGAGUCUGAUCUGGACCGGAGCGGAACUGAGGAUGAGCUCCGAGCGGCCGAACCUGACGAGGACGCAGGGAACGCGCACGGUGGGCCCGCCGCUGGCGCGCAGCAGCAGCACCGACUCGCCAAGUUACCGCUGUCACGCAUCAAAGCCCUGAUGAAAGCCGAUCCGGACGUGAGUCUGGCGAGUCAGGAGUCCGUUUUCAUCAUAGCCAAAGCCACGGAGCUUUUUGUGGAAAUGAUCGCAAAGGAUGCUCUUGUUUAUGCACAACAGGGGAAGAGAAAAACACUUCAACGAAAAGACUUGGACAAUGCUAUUGAAGCAAUAGAUGAAUUUGCAUUUUUGGAAGGUACCCUGGACUGACUGCACCAGCUCAGAUAAAGUUGUGAAGGUCCACUGGUUUACAGUAUGUUGGUUUAAACGCACAGAGACAAGUGUGGAAGAAUGUGUGUAUUUCAUAAUGUUGUUCUGCUUGGGUUUUUUGAAGUUGAGAGAUUUUUCUAGUUGUAAAGUGCCAAUUGUAUGUUUCAAUAUAAGAGUUAUAUAACUAUGUUUUGUUUAAAUAAAUUGAGGUUCUUUGAUAAGUCUGAAUCAAAUUGCUGCUUUUAUUUUGACAGUGGGACCACUUCCAUUAGUCCGGUCCGCUUUGCGAACCAUGCACUUACAUAGGAGACUACCUUAGAAUUGACCACCGCAUUACAGAUGUGAGUCUGGAAAUGUUCUGUUCUCACAACAUGUACAGUCACUGAUAAAACACUGAAAAAAGUAACUGAACUCAAGCUUGUAUUUUUUCACCUGUAACUAUUGUGAUGGACGUAAAUAUAAAAGCACAUUGCGUGUCAAUAGAAAAUAUAGAGUGACGUGAGCAGGACUUUGUCAAAAAUGUGGUUUUAAGACCUGAAAAUUUGACCAAAAAGGUGCGAGUUUGGUUAUGAAAUGCAGUUGUCGCUCCUGUAAUUAAUCAAACUCUGUGUGAUCGCAACCAUAGUAAGGACUAAAAUACUUUUGUAUUUGUAUAUUAUAAUAUUUUUCAGAAAAUGUGUGUAGAAUGUGUCUGUCUAAAAGUAUUUUUGACCAACAAAGUAAUACAAUACAUAUAGAUUUCAUUCUGACGAACUUUACUGAAAAAAUGUGUGCUUUUAAAUGGCAAACUUUUAAAUGCAGUAUCUUUUUCUUAUAGACUAAUUCAAAACUUCUGCACACCUCAAAGAAGCUAGCAGAACACAAGAUCAAGGGGGCGAGGUUGGAUCCAGAUCCAACUCUCCCACUUUAUAUACAUAGCCGCAAUUUUGAGAGUUAAGUUGCAACCCGUGGUCACCAACGUUUGCUCUUAUCAGUGUAAACAUAAUUUAGUGUACGCCUGUAAGUAAUGAUCGCAGUUAUGUCAAACCUACCCUAAACCUAAAUAAUAAAAUAUGUUAUUAAAAGUACCCAAACCCUUACCCUAAAUCUAAUAAAAUAUGUUAUUAAAAAUACGUUAAUAAAUAAAGCUUGUCUUCAGCAAGUUUGUUUUUCUGUCAAAUGAAUAACUUGAGUUACGACUCAAUGCGAAAAUGGUAGCGCAACAACAUGAGUAUGAUGCAAAACUGCUGCAAAAAUAUGUCGACCAAUCAAAAAGCAGUGGGAGGAGACUGGAUCUAGUGUUUACCAAUCACAAUGCAAUAGGAGGAGACUGAAUCCGGAUCCAACCUUGCCCCCUGGAUCUCGCAUUCUCUGCAGUGAGGAGCUACUGCCAUUUUACAAGAUAUAAACAACACCGGUCUAGAAGCACUUCCCAUUUCAGGAUGAAUGGCCAGUGUUGUGUACAUCUUGCAAAAUGGUCUACAGCAGUCAAGCAAUCUCAUUGGGUCUUAUGUUGCAAAUACUACACUGUUUUACAGGAUGAGAUGGUCAUUUUCUCACUGUGUACUGCUAAAUGCCCAUGAUUUUGUGGUUAGCCAGGAUGCCAUAUCCUAUCCAAAGACUGUGAAUUAGCAGACUAGACGAAACGGCAGAAAAUGUUGACGAACAGAACAGAAAGUGUCUCUCCUGAGAUUUAACUAAAGCGUGUCCUCAGGGAACAACAGCCUGCUCUGAAUGGCCAGUCCUGGUGGUCUCGCGGUAUGAGAGAUGCGGUCAAUCCUGCAGAAAUAAAUCAGCCCAAAAAAAUGGAAACUAAUAUUUGGUUGGUUUUGUCUUGAUCCAGAACAUAACUUUAAUUCUAGAAUAAUUGAAACGGGUCAUUAGGUCUUUUUAAUAACAGAGUAUGACAUGCAUGGAAUUCUUUGCAUAGCUGCCCUUGCAUGCAUGGGCUUUUUUAACAUUCUUCAAUGAACGGAUAAUAGAAAAUGGCAAAAAACUCCAAGGGACUGCACAUUUAGAAGAAGAGGUUUUAUUAUUUGUAUCACUAAUAUUGCACUAAAAAGGUACCUAGUAAGGCUGUCAAACGAUUAAUCGCAUCCAGAAUAAAAGUUUAUGUUUAAUUUUGUACUUAUAAAAACAUACACAUGCAUGCAUAUACAGUAU
Molecule: messenger RNA, 2641 nt
Organism: Triplophysa rosa
Lineage: Eukaryota; Metazoa; Chordata; Actinopteri; Cypriniformes; Nemacheilidae
Gene: pole4
Product: polymerase (DNA-directed), epsilon 4, accessory subunit
Exons: 4
Coding region: 113-499 (128 amino acids)
Cellular component (GO): epsilon DNA polymerase complex; nucleus
Molecular function (GO): protein heterodimerization activity
Source: RefSeq, a predicted model, not a curated record